CGAUGCAGACGGUCCCUUGCCCCGACUGUUCCCCCCUCCCCCACUAGCUGAGCUCCUGUUUCACUCAAAGAUGGCGUCAGCUUUGGAGCCUCUGGUAUCUGGCUGCAUUUUUGGGCUUGUUGUUGUCUCUGAUUCGAAGGAUUUUUGGCACAUUAUCCACAGCAACUCGACACGAAAUUCAGGCUACAUUAGUUGCUGAAGUAGCGUGAAGGUGAUCCGUCUACGCUGCUCUCUGGGGUGAGAUAUCUGUUCCAGUCCAGACGUGAAAAGAGGGAUACUUCUGGAAUAGGAGGAGACCUGAGGGGAGAGGAGGAGGAGGAGGAAGGAGGAGAACGCACGCCUGGAGGUUUCCCCCCCCCCACGUCGCCCUUCAGUUUGCUUCGAUAACCCACAGAAAAACCGUUUCCCUCCAUAAUCAGCGCCGAACGACUUGCUUUCUGACACGACCAUGGUCGGCUCCGAUUCAACUCGCUGAGAGCUUUAUGUUUUCCGCAGAUAACAGACCGACCCAACGAGUUUGUUUGUCCAUUUUUUGCAACGGUUGAGGGAGACACUCGGGUGUUUGCCGGCGAGGAUCCCCUGCGGUGGGACGGAGAAGUUCUGCGCUCAGGGUUUAGGCCGACCCGCGACUCCGCCCUUCGCUGCGCUCCCUCGGGCCGCGUCACCCUGCCAGGAGAAGGGUAGCGGGUCGGGCCAGGUUUCACCGGGCGGGGGGGGGGUUGACAGGGGGGGUUUAUGCUAUGGUGAUCUGCUCCUUACCGUGCUGCUCGUGCUCAGGCUCCGAGGGACUCCCCACGCGGCCCCGUGACAAAGGCUAGUCCCCCGGCGCAGGGUCGGAGGAGGAGAACGAGAGGGGGAGGAGGAGGAGGCAGCGCGUCAGAGCGCGGGCCCGGGACCCUUCCUUUUUCCUCUUCCGUACGCCCCCCCCCCCCCCCCCCCCCCCGGAAGGGGCGUCGGCGUUUCGCACAGGGGCGUCCCAGUCGCGGGUUGGGCCCCCGCGGGCCCCCCCCCCACGCCGGCCGGUCGCCAUGGUGAAGCUAGCCAACCCCACGUACACCACCUGGCUCCUGGAGGCCAUCAAGAAGGUGAAGAAGCAGAAGCAGCGGCCGUCGGAGGAGCGCAUCUGCAACGCCGUGUCCAUGUCCCACGGGCUGGACCGCAAGACGGUGCUGGAGCAGCUGGAGCUCAGCGUCAAGGAUGGCACCAUCCUCAAGGUCUCCAACAAGGGCCUCAACUCCUACAAGGACCCCGAGAACCCCGGCCGCCUGGCCUUCCCCAAGCCCCGCCACCACGGCAAGAAGCCGGGCCUGGACUGGAACAAGCUCAUCAAGCGUUCCCUGGAGGGGCUCCACGAGACGGGCGGCUCCACCCUGAAGAGCGUGGAGCGCUUCCUCAAAUGCCAGGCGGACGUGGCCGCCUACCUGUCGGGCAGCGGCUCCAUGGGGCCGGGCCUGUUCCACCAGCAGCUGCGGGUGGCCCUGAAGAGGGCCGUGGCCCACGGGCGGGUGACCAAGCAGGGCCCGCUGUACCGCAUCGUCAGCCGCAGCUCCACGUCCCACGACGGCACGGGCACCGUGGCGCUCGCGAGCCUGCCGCCCGUACGCCUGCUGCCCCACGAGAAGGACAGGCCCGUGGCAGAGCCCAUCCCUAUCUGCAGCUUCUGUCUGGGUACUAAGGAGCAGAACCGCGACAAGAAGCCAGAGGAGCUGAUCUCCUGCGCAGACUGUGGCAACAGUGGCCACCCGUCAUGUCUCAAGUUCUCCCCAGAGCUCACGGUGCGAGUCAAGGCUCUGUGGUGGCAGUGCAUCGAAUGUAAGACCUGCAGUAACUGUCAGGAUCAAGGCAAAAAUGCGGAGAACAUGUUGUUUUGCGAUUCCUGUGACCGGGGCUUCCACAUGGAAUGUUGUGACCCCCCUCUGAUGCGGAUGCCAAAAGGCAUGUGGAUCUGCCAGAUCUGCCAGCAGAAAAAGGGCAGGAAGCUCUUACACGAGAAAGCAGCACAAAUCAAGCGACGCUACAACGCGCCGCUGGGACGCCCCAAGAACAGACGGCGUCGUCUGAUCAGUCCUACCGGGGCGGCCGUUCAAGAAGCUGCGCGGGCCGGGCGGGCGAGGCCGGCGGCGGCGCGGGGCCGGCGGCUCAGACCGGCGCUCGCAGGCUCCUCGUCCCCACCACUCGUCCUCCAGCUCCUCUGCGAGGGUUACCCCGGCGACGACCGGCUGCUGUUCUCGCUGCGCGAGGACGACGCGGAGAGCGGCAGCCUGCGCUUCAACAAGAAGACCAAGGGCCUCAUUGACGCCCUCACCAAGUUCUUCACGCCGUCCCCCGAAGGCCGCAAGGCGCGGCAGGAG
Osmerus eperlanus (European smelt) is the source of this 2351-nucleotide messenger RNA. RefSeq names its product histone acetyltransferase KAT6A-like. Gene Ontology annotation, biological process: positive regulation of transcription by RNA polymerase II; nucleosome assembly; negative regulation of DNA-templated transcription. Lineage: Eukaryota; Metazoa; Chordata; Actinopteri; Osmeriformes; Osmeridae. Gene Ontology annotation, molecular function: histone acetyltransferase activity; transcription coregulator activity; DNA binding. The record is from RefSeq and is a predicted model, not a curated record. Gene Ontology annotation, cellular component: chromatin; MOZ/MORF histone acetyltransferase complex; nucleosome.